Molecule: messenger RNA, 3391 nt
Organism: Fundulus heteroclitus (mummichog)
Lineage: Eukaryota; Metazoa; Chordata; Actinopteri; Cyprinodontiformes; Fundulidae
Gene: tmem151ba
Product: transmembrane protein 151Ba
Exons: 2
Coding region: 366-1874 (502 amino acids)
Source: RefSeq, a predicted model, not a curated record
ACGUGUCCCGCCGUCUCGCCUCUUUGUCCUGCAUCCCACUUUCCCUGGCUGCAGACGAGCUGACCGCAUGCCGCGUUUGCCCUUUGCCGUCGCCGCUUCCUCCUGCAACGGGCUGCUCCGCCUUUUGAUCUGAUCCCCCCACCUGAAAGACACACAAAAAAAAAAAAAAAAAAAAAAAAGAGACAGAAAGAAAAGCCGAGGCAGGGAUGCUGCAUCUGAUCUGCUCUCCUCCUCGGGCUCCGGGCGGACUGGGACGGUGUAGAUGACGUGCGGAGGGGUUCUCCGCCUGUUUAUGUCUGGCUCUGCUCUGGAAAAGACCCGUCCCACCGGGAGAUCCAUGCUCCGGCUUUCGCGUCGCCGUCGCCAUGUCCCCAGCAUCGGCUCCUGCGGCCAUUGAGAGCGGCACCGCCGCGGUCCAAGAGGAGGCAGCGGACGGUCCCAGGGAGGAGUCUCUGACCAAGUCCCUGUGCCAGGAGUCCCACUGGAAAUGCCUGCUGCUCUCCCUGCUGAUGUACGGCUGCGUGGGCGUGAUAGCCUGGUGCCAGGUGACAAAGGUCACGCGCCUCUCCUUCGACAGCGCCUACAAGGGGAAGUCCAUGAUGUACCACGACAGCCCGUGCGCCAACGGCUACAUCUACAUCCCCCUGGCCUUCCUGGUCAUGCUCUACGUGGUCUACCUGGUGGAGUGCUGGCACUGCCACGCCAGGAACGACCUGCAGCACAAGGUGGACGUGGACGGCGUGGCCGAGCGCGUACAGCGGAUGCAGCAGGCCACGCCCUGCAUCUGGUGGAAGGCCAUCAGCUACCACUACGUCAGGCGGACGCGGCAGGUGACGCGCUACCGCAACGGCGACGCGUACACCACCACGCAGGUUUACCACGAGAGGGUCAACACGCAUGUGGCCGAGACAGAGUUCGACUACGGGAACUGCGGCGUCAAGGACAUCUCGAAGCAACUGCUCGGCCUGGAGGGGUUCCCGAUCAGCCGGCUGAGGUUCACCAAGUGCUUUAGCUUUGCCAACGUGGAGUCGGAGAACACCUACCUGACCCAGCGGGCUCGCUUCUUCACGGAAAACGAGGGCCUGGAUGAUUACAUGGAGGCCCGUGAGGGGAUGCACUUGAAGAAUAUGGACUUUAAGGAGCACAUGGUGGCCUUCUCCGACCCCAGUCGUCCUCCCUGGUACGCUUCCAACUCUGCUUUCUGGGCGGCGGCCGCCUUCACCCUCUCCUGGCCUCUGCGCGUUCUGACGGAGUACCGCACUGCCUGCGUGCACUACCACGUGGAGAAGCUGUUCGGCUUCGACUACGCGCCCGCCACGCCGUCCGAGGAGCGCCCGUAUUGCCGACACAUCCCGCGGGUCAACACGAUCGACAGCACAGAGCUGGAGUGGCACAUCCGCUCCAACCAGCAGCUGGUGCCCAGCUACUCGGAGGCCGUCCUGAUGGAUCUAGCCCAGCUCUCGGGGAGCUGCAACGGCUACUCCGCCUGCGGGCGCUUCGGCAGCUACAGGCAGAACUGCGAGCGCUGCCACCGCGCCAUCAGCAGCUCCUCCAUCUUCUCCCGCAGCGCCCUGAGCAUUUGCAACACGGCGAGCCCGCGCAUCCCCUUCAGCGCCAGCCGCUUCUCUCUGGGCCGGCUUUACGGGUCCAGGCGGAGCUGCCUGUGGAGGAGCGGCGGGAGCCUGAACGAGCAGUCCUGUCCCACCGAGAGCACCCGCUGUCUGUCGGGCCAGCAGGCCGGCGAGGAGAACCCUCCGGGCUAUCAGGACGCUCUGUGCUUCCCCGUGCUCAUCGUGCAUCGCAACGAAGGGUGCCUCAACCACGACCACCGCUCUCUGCACAGGAACGGCUCCUGCGUGGAGACGUCCCUCUGACCCACAGCGGGGGCAAAGCGACGCCACCGAGGCCAAGAAGCUUCUCUGACCCUGGUUUUUGGGCGGAUGCACGUUUUACAAGGCGUCGCAAGACUUUUUAUUUGGACAUUUCUCUCAUUUUGGUCACAUUAAAACUGAUAGACCUCCAACACAACAUAAAUUAGUGCAGGAUUGUAAAAGUGGAAGGAAAAUGAUGCAACUAUUCAUCCUUUUUUACAGUCCAUCACAGGGACAGAAUCAUGUAAAUACACACUCACACCCAAUGACAACCUAGAGAGACCAAUAACCCAAAUGGCAUGUUUUUAUACUGUCAGGGGAAGCCGGCGUACCUGGAGAAAACCCAAGCAUGCGCAGGGAAAACAUGCAAAUUCCCUGCAGAAAGGCCCCAGCCCGGAUAGGAAGCCAGCACCUUCUUCUAAUAACUGGGCCAACAUGCAGCGGACGUUGAUAGGAGGAUUUUAAAUGUUUUACAGAUACACAUAAAUCUGAAUUUCGUGGUGCACGGGCGUUACCGUGAUACCUUGUAAACAAAUUCCAGAUGAAACAUUCAAAGAAACGCAUCAAGGAAACUGUUUGAGCGCAUUGGUGAACACGCAGCAUCACUGAUACCAAAGAACACGGCCGACAGCUUGAACAUAAAAUCGCAGAGAAUUUUAAACCAGGGUUAAGUUAUAAGAAUAUACCCUAAACUAUAAGUAGUUCGCAGAGAACUGUUGAUCUCCUGAAAAUGAAGAGUAUGACCUGAAGCCAAACCUAGCAAAACCCCAAUUCACUACAAAAUAGCAAGAAGAAAGCCAGAGGAAGUCCCCAUUUCAUUUUGAACCAUGAAGGGGUUUCAGCAAACAGCUGGAAGAAGAAUAUCACUAGUUAAAAAUAGACCAAAAUUGAACUUUCUGGCCUACUUGAGCCUUUAGUUUAGUGCUUUUCUUCAGCAGGGACAGGGAAACUGAUCAAAUGUGGUGGAAGGAUAGAUGGAGCUAAAUGCAAAUCAACCCUGGAAGAAAACCUGUCAAAGGCCACAGAAGACCUGAGGCUAGAGUAGAGGUUUAACUUCCUGCAGGCCAGGACAACAAAUAUACAGCCAGAGCUACUAUGGAAUGGUUUAAAUAAAAGCAUAGCCUUGUAUUAGAAUGACCUAGUCAAAGCCCAGACCUAAAUCCAGUUGGGAAUCUGUGGCAAGACUUGUGAAUUGGUGUUCGCUGAUAGUCUCCAUUUAAUGUGACUAAGCCUCAAGUUGUGUGCCAAGAAGAAUGCCCAAAAAUGUCUGACUCUAGAUUCUUAAAGCUGGUUGAGCGAUAGCCUCGAAAGACUUAGCUGUGAUCACAGCAUUCACUCAGAGGGGGGAAGGGGGGGGGGGUUCAUGCACUUUUCAGAUUUUAAUUUGUUGAAAAGUUUGAAAACCAUUUUUCAUUUUCCUUCCAGUUCACAAUUAUGCUCUAAUUUGUCUCGGUAUAUAUCAUGAAACCCCAAUAAAAGAAAAACCCUGAAUUUUGCAGUUCAUAAUGUAAAAAAAAAAA